Messenger RNA from Amblyraja radiata (thorny skate), 1777 nucleotides. It is a transcript of the gene agxta, whose product is annotated as alanine--glyoxylate and serine--pyruvate aminotransferase a. Bases 237 to 1556 code for a protein of 439 amino acids. Gene Ontology annotation, cellular component: peroxisome. The transcript is spliced from 11 exons. Lineage: Eukaryota; Metazoa; Chordata; Chondrichthyes; Rajiformes; Rajidae. The record is from RefSeq and is a predicted model, not a curated record. Gene Ontology annotation, molecular function: L-serine:pyruvate transaminase activity; L-alanine:glyoxylate transaminase activity.
UCUAGUUGAUAAUUUUUUUUUGUUAAUCUGUCCAGUUCCAUUUCCACUUUAGAUUUAUUUUCAAGCUGGUGCGACCUGGGAGAUUUGGAGAUAUAUUGAAAGCUUCUGCAUAUGUUAGAGGGUUAAAGUGUAUUUGUCACUGUUUGUGAGGUCAUAUAUCUUUCGAUUCGUUUGUGGAAAAAAAACUAACAGAAAAAUAAUCAAAGGCAGGGUUGCACUGUGAUUGCUGCUGUGGAAUGUUUUUAGCAAAGCCAGGGGUUGUGCUCCAGAGUGGUCUUCUGACUCGGUUGACAAACUGUGGUCUACUUGCUCAAGUUGAGCGGAGCUCUGGUUCCCUAGCACAACUGGGUUCCCAGUGCAGGUUGUUCAGCCACAGCAUGUUGGCUUAUGCUGAACUCACAGUGCCUCCUCCACAAGCUCUCUUCCAACCUUUUGUUGUACCCAAAAAACUCCUGCUGGGACCUGGACCUUCUAACAUCUCUGCCCGGGUCCAGGAGGCAGGGGGCAAGCAAAUAAUAGGACACAUGCACAUUGAAAUGUUUCAGAUCAUGGAUGAGAUCAAGGCUGGAAUUCAAUACGCCUUUCAAACAAAGAACAACCUGACUCUGGCAAUCAGUGGCUCUGGACACGCAGCCAUGGAAGCAGCCUUGGUUAAUGUGGUGGAGCCGGGAGAUGUGGUGCUAAUCGCAAUUCAUGGCGUGUGGGGUGAAAGGGCAGCAGAUAUUGCUGAGAGAAUUGGUGGAGAUGUCAGGAGAUUUAUAAAACCUCCUGGUGAAGAUUUCAACCUGCAGGAAAUUGAGCAGGCUCUGGUACAGCACAAGCCCAUUCUGUUUUUCAUCACACAUGGGGAGUCUUCCUCAGGCGUGGUUCAGCAAUUGGAUGGGAUGGGACCACUCUGUCGCAAGCAUAAAUGUUUGCUGCUGGUUGACUCUGUUGCCUCUCUAGGUGGAGCUCCUCUCUACAUGGAUAAACAGGGUAUUGACAUCCUUUACUCUGGAUCCCAGAAAGUCCUCAACUGUCCCCCUGGAACUGCGCCAAUCUCCUUUAAUGACAAAGCAUGCCAGAAAAUAUUUAAUCGGAAGAAGAAACCUACUUCAUUUUAUUUCGACAUGAGUUGGCUUUCAAACUUCUGGGGCUGUGAUGGGAGUCCAAGAAAAUAUCAUCAUACAAGCCCCAUCACCGGUCUUUUUGCUUUGAGAGAGGCACUUGCAAUUCUUGCAGAAACAGGCCUUGAGAAACACUGGAAACUUCACCAGGAGAAUGCUGAGUACUUGCACAAAGGCCUGCAGGACCUUGGUUUGAAACUCUUCGUCAAAGACAAGGCACUAAGGCUCACCACAGUCACAACAAUUGCGGUGCCUGAAGGUUAUGAAUGGAAAGACAUCACUGACUUUAUAAUGAAGAACUACCAGAUCGAGAUCACUGGUGGACUGGGACCCACGAUUGGCAUGGUUUUGCGUAUUGGAUUAAUGGGCAUCAAUAGUACAAAAGAGAAUGCAGAUCUUGUUCUCCGAGCUCUGAAAGAUGCCCUUAAGAACUGCAAGAAAUCCAAGUAAUGGUCAGAACCAUUGAACAGUUCCAGUACUAUAACCAGUCGACAGAAGAGAAAACUAAUCACUAAUGUAUAAGCAAUGAUAAAAAAAAACUUGUUCUAAUUGUAUCAAAACAUCAACAACCUUCGAGCUUCAAAAGGUAACUGUUUGGUUCAUAGUGCUAGGUGUUCAAUGAUAUUAACGAAAAGAUUCAAUAAAUCAAAUCUUUUGAAUUCAGAAAAUAA